Phragmites australis (common reed) is the source of this 1140-nucleotide messenger RNA. RefSeq names its product SPX domain-containing protein 5-like. NCBI's taxonomy places the organism in Eukaryota, Viridiplantae, Streptophyta, Magnoliopsida, Poales, Poaceae. The record is from RefSeq and is a predicted model, not a curated record. Gene Ontology annotation, biological process: cellular response to phosphate starvation. The transcript has 2 exons. The coding region runs from base 116 to 871 and encodes 251 amino acids.
CACACGUUAGGCGAUCUAGCGAGUUUGAUUACAUGUAUACUGGGAGACGUGAUUAGUUAGCUAAGUACUAGGACUAGGGACUAGAUUAUUAGCGCUAGUAAUAAUUAAUUCAGAGAUGAAGUUUGGGAAGCGGCUGAAGAAGCAGAUCGAGGAGAGCCUGCCGGAGUGGCGGAGCCAGUUCCUCAACUACAAGGAGCUCAAGCGCCGCGUCAACGCCGUCUCCUCCCCGGCGCCCUCCCCUGACGCCGAGGCCGACUUCCUCGCCCUGCUCAACGCCGAGGUCGACAAGUUCAACCACUUCUUCCUCGAGCAGGAGGAGGAGUUCAUCAUCAGGCAGAGGGAACUGCAGGAGAGGAUCCAGAGGGCGGCCGAGGCCAAGCCGGCGCCGGCGGUGGAGGCGGAGAUCGCGCGCAUACGGCGGGAGGUCGUCGACUGCCACGGCGAGAUGGUGCUGCUCCUCAACUACAGCAGCAUGAACUACACGGGCCUCGCCAAGAUCCUCAAGAAGUACGACAAGCGCACCGGCGGCCUCCUCCGCCUGCCCGUCAUCGCCAGCGUCCUGCAGCAGCCUUUCUUCACCACCGAGCUCAUCUCCAAGCUCGUCAAAGACUGCGAGGCCAUGACGGAGGCCGUCUUCCCCGCCCCAGCUGCCGACGCCAGCCAGCGGAAGGAGGAGGAGCGCGACGCGCUGGCCGUCGCCGAGCAGAGCAUCUUCCGCAACACCGUCGCCGCGCUGCUCACCAUGCAGGAGGUCCGCAGCGGUAGCUCCACCAUCGGCCACUUCUCCCUGCCGCCCCUGGCGCCCCUGCCGGAGUCCGACUGGCUGCUUCAGUCGGUCCAGCCGCCGUCGCCCCUCAUCCCCACGCAGUGAAUUGGUGAUACACCACAGAAUAUACAAGCACACACCAAUGCGGUGCUUAAUUAAAUUAAUUGGAGGCUACCAUUUUGAUUUCUUUUUAUUUGUCACGAAAUGCUGCACUGUUAUGCGGCUGAAAAGAGCAGAUGUGUAAUUAUCAGUUAGUAAUAUCUUUUUCCUUUUGGUGUGUACUUUUGCUCUGUUUUCCCCACUUUUUCCUAACUACUAGGAGUAAAUAAUGUCGAAGGCCGGAUCAAUUCGCAUUGUUCUUGCAGUGUAAUUUU